Molecule: messenger RNA, 1731 nt
Organism: Myripristis murdjan (pinecone soldierfish)
Lineage: Eukaryota; Metazoa; Chordata; Actinopteri; Holocentriformes; Holocentridae
Product: interferon-induced protein 44-like
Exons: 8
Coding region: 109-1452 (447 amino acids)
Biological process (GO): immune response
Molecular function (GO): GTP binding
Source: RefSeq, a predicted model, not a curated record
GCCAGCACACAGUGCAUCGACCUCCCCUGCCUUCCAAUCUCAGUGAGUGAACUUCAGAGGCUUCACACAGUCAGGAUUCUUGCAAACUUUCAUAGACCAGCAUUCGCCAUGAAUCCCAGGCUAACCAUUCGUCAGCAGAGGGCGCUCUGCUCCCAGCUGGGACACGUCAAGCUGAAGCUGCUGUACAAAGCCAGCAUCCAUGGUUUCACUGGUGCAGCUUUCCACAAGCAAUGUGACUUUCAGGGUCCCACAGUGUCAGUGGGCUAUAAUGCCACAGGCUACAUCUUUGGAGGAUACACCAGUAAACCUUUUAAUCAGUCUGGGCAGUAUGUACCAGAUGACAGGGCAUUUCUCUUCACCUUCAAAGGAGAAGCUCUUCUUAAGUAUCAGGUCAUCAAUUCAAACCAGGCAGUGAGAAUGAUAGCUAACUCUGGUCCUUAUUUUGGAGAAUCACUGGCUCUUGUUAAUGGAAGCCAAGCAGUCGUCUAUAGCAAUCCAGGAAACCAUUACAACUUCCCUCCUGCAGAGAUGCAUGGCAACAAUCUUCAGCUAACUGACUGUGAAGUCUAUCAAGUCGAGGAAAGCAAGGAGCUAGAGAAGCCCUGGAGGAGCAUAGUCUGGGAAUCUGAAAAGAGGAAUGAGUUGAUGAACAGUAUCAAGACGUACAAACCCAUCAACAGUUCAGUGCCCCAGGCUCGGAUCCUGCUCGUCGGACCGGUGGGAGCUGGGAAGUCCAGCUUCUUCAACUCCAUCAACUCAGUGUUCAGAGGUCACGUGACCAGCCAGGCCAUCGCCGGCUGCGCUGGCACCAGCCUCACCACCCAGUUUCGCACCUACACCGUAAAAGCUGGACGAGAGGGAAAACCUCUGCCAAUCAUCUUGUGUGAUACCAUGGGACUGGAGGAGAGCACAGGGGCAGGGCUUGAUGUGGAUGACAUCGGCAACAUCCUGAAAGGUCACAUUCCAGACUGUUAUCAGUUCAACCCCUCUGCUGCUCUGCAUCCAGAGGCCCACGGCUAUCGCAGCUCUCCAGGACUUAAGGACCGGAUCCACUGUGUGGUCUUCAUCAUCGACGCCUGCAAGGUCUCCAUCAUGCCCACUAAGCUGGAGGAGAAGCUGGCUGCUGUCCGCAGAAGGGCCAACUUUAUAGGGGUUCCCCAGCUGGUCCUGCUGACUAAAGUGGAUGAAGCCUGUCCUGUUGUGGCAGAGGACCUGACAAAUGUUUACAAGAGCCGCUACAUUAGGGAAAUGGCCCAGGAGGCCAGCACCCGGCUCGGUGUGCCGCUGUCCUGCGUGGUUCCGGUGAAGAACUAUUGUGAAGAGCUGGAGCUGGACCAGAAAUGUGACAUCCUGCUGCUCAGUGCCAUCAUCCAGAUGCUUCGCUUUGCUGACAACUACUUUGAUGACAUCAAUGACCGAUCAAGCUCAAAAAAAGAUAUCGAUGUUGUGUAAUAACUUGUUAAAAUGUAGUGAAAUGUUGUAGUAAAUGAGUCAAAAAUGUAAUGUUGGUAAUACAUUUAACACUGGCUGGCAAUUAUUGCAAUAUAUAAGAGUGUAAUGUUUUAUUUAAAAGAUUAAUUAUCAGGCAGUUUAUUUACUUAAUUGGAUUUUGGGAUUGGAUAAGGUAUGUGUAAUAUAAAUGUUGGUCUCCAGUCAGUAGUUUGGGACUGUUAAAUAACAGAGAAUUUGGAUUCCAUGUCUGUUUGUUGUUACUGUCUGAUUGUUCUGUUG